AUGUCCGACCGCGACUCGCCUGUGGGCUCGCCCGCAGCUGGACCCGUCGAUGAUGGUCAGGAGAAGGAGUUUCAGAACGACCUGGCCGGGGAAGGCUCGGAUCGCGACUCGGACGCCCUGUCUGAAAUCGAUGAAAACGAGUUUGAGGAUUACGAUCCCGAGACAGCCAAUAUCGAGGAUCGGCCGGUGAAUAUUGACGAGGAUGUCGCCCGCACCCUCAAGGCGAGCAAACGCAAGCGCGUCGCUGGCGACGCACCGAAGAAACCCCGCGAGGGCCGUCGGGAAAAGAAGAAGCGAGACGGCAACGACCAAGUGGCAGUGGAAGACGGCGGAGUAGACUCGGAUGCGAAAUCACAGAGACGGGCGCGAAGAGCCGGCGAUGGCGGUGAGAGGCCGAGAGCCAAACCCGAUGCCCCGGAGCCCGAGGGUGAGGAAAACCUGAGUCCAGAGGAGCGAAGAAAGAGGGCCAUCGACAGGGCGUUGGAUGCGGCGAUGAAGAAGGGCGGAACGACGAAACGCAGGCGCAAGGACGAAAUUGACUUGGAAGACGAGAUUGACGAGCAGUUGGCAAGUCUCAAAGUACAGAUGGAGCGAGCAUGCCGAGCGGACAAUGAGGCCCGCGAAAAAAACCAGCCCGCCCUUCACAAGCUGAAGCUGCUCCCCGAAGUCAAUGCGAUUCUCAACCGAAACAACGUGCAGCACGCGGUUCUCGACCCCGACACCAACUUCUUGCAGCAUGUCAAGUUUUUCUUGGAGCCGCUCAACGACGGGUCUCUGCCGGCCUACAACAUCCAGCGCGAUCUCUUCACGGCAAUGACCAAGCUCAACGUGGAAAAGGAGGCUCUUCUCAGCAGUGGCAUCGGCAAGGUGGUUCUCUUCUACACGCGAAGCAAGAAGCCGGAACCGAGCAUCAAGCGCAUGGCGGAGAGGCUGCUGGGCGAAUGGAGCCGCCCCAUUCUGAAGCGGACCGAUGAUUACAAGAAGCGACAGAUUGAGAGUCGCGAGUACGAUUACCAGGCCGCCCGGCUGGCGCAACGUCAGAAAAUCGGGGCGCAGCUUAACCUCACGCAGCGGCCAGCCCUGUCGGCUCGAGAUGCCGAACGUGAGCGCGUCCUGGCACGCGUUGGGUCCAGCAAUCGCGCGCGCAUGACAAGUCUGCCCGAGAGCUAUACGAUUGCACCCAAGAGCACGUUUGAAGGCGCUCGUGGCUCGGAGCACAGACCGCUCGGCGCUGGCGGCAUGGAGGCGUUCAGAAAGAUGACGCAAAAGAGCAAGAAGAGAGGUUGA
Molecule: messenger RNA, 1287 nt
Organism: Ustilaginoidea virens
Lineage: Eukaryota; Fungi; Ascomycota; Sordariomycetes; Hypocreales; Clavicipitaceae
Exons: 3
Coding region: 1-1287 (428 amino acids)
Biological process (GO): poly(A)+ mRNA export from nucleus
Cellular component (GO): nucleus
Source: RefSeq, a predicted model, not a curated record